Messenger RNA from Paramecium pentaurelia, 646 nucleotides. The record is from the annotation of a GenBank genome assembly. NCBI's taxonomy places the organism in Eukaryota, Ciliophora, Oligohymenophorea, Peniculida, Parameciidae.
AUGCCUGUUGAUUGGGACUAUAAUAUGACAAUUGAUGAGGUUUUGGUUGCUUUCGAAAGUAGAUAUUUAAUUUUUAUAAAUAGAUAAUAAUUUUUCAGAAUUAGACUAUAGAGAUCUUAUCUUAAGUUAUCAUAUCAUAUUAAAUGAAAAUAAUAAUAUAUAAUCGACUCCUCAAACUAAUAAUGACGAAUAAUAAACAUUUUUAAAUACAUUAUCCAAAUAAAUACAAGCCUAAAUUGAUACAUCUAAUAAACAAUUAGAUAAUCAAUUCGAAGAAACUUAGUCUAUGUUUCUAUAAAUUGAAUAAUAAAAUAUUCCUUAAAUUAAUGAAAGCGUAAAUUAAGCUGUUAUUUAAUCGAAGAAAAUUCAAAAUUUGAUGUAGGAAUAACUCUGCUAAACUUAGAGGCAAUUAGAAAAAACUGAUUUAUCUACUGAUUGUUUAGCUAAAAAAUGCGGUAUUUAAGAAUUAGAAUCUGAAUUUAUGUCUUUAUAAUAACACAUUAAUCAAUACGUAUAAAAAUUUGAAGAGCUAACUGAUAAAUUUAAGCAACACAAAGAUAAAUUUGAGGUGGAAAAAAAAAAAACUUAGAGCAUUUAAUAAUCAUUAAUGUAUAACAUUUAGAUAAUUUUGUUAAACUAAUAAUGA